Molecule: messenger RNA, 2052 nt
Organism: Ricinus communis (castor bean)
Lineage: Eukaryota; Viridiplantae; Streptophyta; Magnoliopsida; Malpighiales; Euphorbiaceae
Product: kinetochore protein NDC80 homolog
Exons: 4
Coding region: 160-1884 (574 amino acids)
Biological process (GO): attachment of mitotic spindle microtubules to kinetochore
Cellular component (GO): Ndc80 complex
Source: RefSeq, a predicted model, not a curated record
GCUGCCCCAACUACAAAACGCACAAUUUUAGUCCGUUUCUACGCUGCGCUCCCGCAACAAAAUUCAAAUUCCUUUUAUAUUUGAUAACUUCCCUCGUCACAAUUUCAUUUCCCUUCUCAGAGCGGGAACCAAACUUCCAAAAGAAAACUCACCUGAAAAAUGAGAGGAAACAACACGCGCCGCCGUCCAACAGAGUCCUUAAUUCCGCAACAACCACCACCGCCAGACCACCACCGUCAAUUCACCUCCCGUGACUCCGAUGCUAGUUUCGCUAGUUCCCGCCCAUCUACAAUCGGAGUCGGCAGAUCCUCCGAACUUUACACAGAUCGCGGCCACCAAAACUCGGCAGUUCGCGCCAUCAACACUUACCUCUCUUCUCACUCAUCAAGUCUCUCACUACGAACACACCCUAUCUCCUCCGCUAAAGACAUCACUGAAGUACUCCAAUUUCUACUCCACCAAUUAGAUUACCCUACAACGAAACUGGAAGAUGAUCUUUUUCUCAUUUUAAAAUUCCUAAAUUGCCCUUUCAAAGUGAGCAAAUCUGCGCUUCGUGCCCCUAACACCCCACACAACUGGCCUUCUUUUCUCGCGUUGAUUCACUGGCUGGUGCAAAUUGCUAUGUUCGAAGAACAUUUAGCUGUUAAUUCAAGGGCAUUUGUGGAAAAUAAUACUAUGCUUGUUUAUGCGUUGGACAGUUAUUUGAGUUAUAUUCGCGGCGAUGAUGAUUCUGUUGAUGCUUUAGAUAGAGAGUUUAUGGAGAAAUUGGAGAAAGAAAGAGAGAGUGUGGUUGAAAGUGUUAGGGUUUUGGAGGAGAAUUUUAAAGAAUUGGAGGCGAAAGCGGAGGGGCUGAAAACGGGGCCUACAGAGAGGGAAAAGUUAGAGAAUUUGAGGAAUGUGUUGGAGGAAGAUGUGAAUAAGUUUAAUGCUAUAAUUGCAGAGUUUAAUUCGAGGAUUGAGGGUUUAGAUAAGGUUUUGGUAGAGAAAAGGAAUGAGUUAGAGACGAAAGUUGAGGAGAGGAAAAGGAUUGAUUUGGAGAAUGAGGAUUUGAAGAAGAGAGUCGAAGAGCAGAGUUUUAAUGCACGGGACGCUGAGAGGAUGAAGAGAGAGUUACAAGCAGUCGAAAGAAAUAUUGGUGACGCGGAAAGUGCCAGGAAUUCAUGGGAGGAGAAGAUUUGGGAUCUUAAUACUGAAAUUGGACACAAGUAUAAGGAACUUGAGACACUUUCCAUGGAUUGUAACCAAGCUGUUAGGAGAUUAAAGCUUGGAAAUGGCUUUCAGUAUCUGUUGAAUGCCAAGGGGUCUACACCUACUGAAGUUAUGGGGGUUGACUACAAAUCAGUAGUCAAGCCUGGACUUGCAUCCUUUGCUGAUGACGUAAAGAGAAGCUCUAUGGCAAAACUGGAAGAGUUUAUUUCCCUUCAACAAGGGUCAUCAGAAUUUACUGCGAAGACUGAGGGCAAAAAGAACCGUAUUGCUGCACUUCAAUCUCAUAUUGAUGAAGUGGAAGCUCGGUUAAUCUUAUUGCAAAAUGAGAUGGAGGAGUACACUAAGAGAUGUGCAGUAGAAGCUCAAAAACUGUUGGAGGAUGUUCAAGAGGAGGCUCAUAACUUGGGUAUUCUGGAAAGAGAAGCUGGAGAGAUUCUGAAGGCCUCUGAACUAAAGUUACAAGAGGCAACGAAGCAAAGUGAAGAGGAGAUUCAGAAGAAGGCUCGUGACCUAUUUGCAGUGGUUGAUACAGUCUCAAAAUAUAAGGAACAUAUGGAAUCCAAGAUUUCAGAGAUGAAAAACAAGCUCUCAGAGACUGCUGCUGCUGUCUCUGAUGCUUACAAGCAUUUCUUGCCAGCACAAUUUGGCAUCAACCUCGAUGCUAUAAUAACUUAAAAGAAAUUAUUGUAAAGAGUAUCUAAUCCAACUAUGGUGAAACUUUUAUGUCUUCUAAGUCUCUGUUUGCUUUUAAUUUUCUUUAUCUAAUAUGUUUAGACCAGCAAUAUGACUCAGAAACUUGAUUUUGGAAUAUAUAAUAUAUAUAUAUAUAAUAAGUUUUAUGAA